This is a messenger RNA of Myripristis murdjan (pinecone soldierfish), 4190 nucleotides long. It is a transcript of the gene ppp2r5a, whose product is annotated as protein phosphatase 2, regulatory subunit B', alpha isoform. NCBI's taxonomy places the organism in Eukaryota, Metazoa, Chordata, Actinopteri, Holocentriformes, Holocentridae. The coding region runs from base 947 to 2503 and encodes 518 amino acids. The transcript is spliced from 13 exons. Gene Ontology annotation, cellular component: protein phosphatase type 2A complex; cytosol; nucleus. The record is from RefSeq and is a predicted model, not a curated record. Gene Ontology annotation, biological process: signal transduction; protein dephosphorylation. Gene Ontology annotation, molecular function: protein phosphatase activator activity.
CCAAACAACACUCCAGUGAGCCAGACAUCGACGGAAUGGCAGUACUGGAAGUGUCUUAUGGCCACCCACUCAGCACGACUUCUAGUAAUUUGCUCUAUUUAAACCCUCUUUCCUUUUCCAGUGGGGAAGACGAGAUUGCUGUCGUGCAUUUGAGGACGAACCGAGACAAACGCACGCUAGUGUAGAUGUUGUGAACUUUAAGCGCUAGCGUAAAUAAAUGAGACUCGCCCGUCGACCAAAAAAUCAACUUCAUCACUCGCGGACAGUUCUUCAGAAAAUAUUCUCAACGGAAGUCAAACUGCGAUAAAAACCUGUGUUCGAAGACUCGGACGUGACGUUUUUCCCCUCGAAGAACUGAGUAAAUAUUUUGGGAACAUCUCUCUUUGUCAACUUUUCGCCCCGUACUCCUCGGUGCAAACUGUGUCGUUGAGGCUUAAGGUUACUCAAACGCUUAUUUUAGCAAGCUAACGUUAGCUAGGUGCGUUAGCCACCAGCCGUUUGGUACAGUAAGUUGUGAACUGUCAAGACUUAAGUAAGCUGCUAACUUUUUUGACCAUGCAUUCAAUACGUUUUUCAAACAGGAUAAAGGUGGAAAAAACAUCAGAAAAUUAGUCUUUUCGUUUGACUUGCUAGUUAGUAACAUCGUAGACACUUUGCGGGCAAUGUCAUGAAUGAUAGUCUGGCAUUUUGAGCCGUGUUUUGUUAAUUGCUGUCUGUCAGAAAACAGACGGCCUCAAUGAUGCAGGCUUUGGAAACAGUCUAACUUCAUUGUAAUCCCGGCCGACCAUGUUGGAUCAUACAGAAUAACACAUGACUCAGGAAAGAAGACGAACUUCGAGGCGUGCAGUUUUUGCUCCUUUUUUUGUGCUGAUGUGAAGAAACCUUACGUUUUAUUUAGGGCAUACAGCAGUUUUGUCAGAAGUCUUUUACCAGCUCAUCCAUCAAAAUGUCGGCCAUCUCUGCAUCCGAGAAAGUGGACGGUUUUACGAGAAAAUCCAUGAGGAAGGCCCAGAAACAGAAAAAAUCCCAAGGGUCCUCCCAAUUCCGAACUCAGAGCUCUUUGGUUGAGCUCUCACCGCUGCCGCAGCUCAAAGAUGCCCCCUCCACAGAGCAGCAGGAUCUGUUCACACAGAAGCUCCAGCAGUGCUGCAUGCUCUUCGACUUCAUGGACUCAGUCACAGACCUGAAGAGCAAGGAGAUCAAGAGGGCCACACUCAAUGAGCUAGUGGACUACGUCUCCACCAACAGGGGGGUGCUGGUGGAGUCUGCAUACCCAGAGAUCACCAAUAUGGUUAGCACCAAUAUAUUCCGGACUCUUCCACCAAGUGAAAACCCUGAUUUUGACCCAGAGGAGGAUGAACCCACUCUAGAGGCUGCAUGGCCUCACAUACAACUCGUCUAUGAAUUUUUCCUGCGUUUUUUGGAGAACCCAGACUUUCAACCCAGCAUUGCAAAACGUUACAUUGAUCAGAGGUUUGUUCUGCAGCUGCUGGAGCUGUUUGACAGUGAGGACCCAAGGGAGAGGGACUUCCUGAAGACCAUCUUGCAUCGGAUUUAUGGGAAGUUCCUAGGGUUGCGGGCCUUCAUCAGGAAGCAGAUCAACAACAUCUUCUUGCGGUUCAUCUAUGAGACUGAUCACUUUAAUGGAGUUGCUGAACUCCUAGAGAUCCUGGGAAGUAUCAUCAACGGGUUUGCACUGCCUCUGAAGGCAGAACACAAGCAGUUCUUGAUGAAGGUGCUCAUCCCUAUGCAUACAGCUAAAGGACUGGCCCUUUUCCAUGCACAGCUGGCCUACUGCGUUGUCCAGUUCCUGGAGAAGGAUCCCACCCUCACUGAGCCGGUGAUCCGUGGACUGUUGAAGUUUUGGCCUAAAACCUGUAGUCAGAAAGAGGUGAUGUUCCUGGGUGAAAUCGAAGAGAUUCUGGAUGUGAUUGAGCCUACACAAUUCAAGAAAAUUGAGGAGCCUUUGUUCAAACAGAUCUCCAAAUGUGUGGCUAAUCCCCACUUUCAGGUAGCCGAGCGAGCACUGUACUUCUGGAAUAACGAGUACAUCCUCAGUCUCAUAGAGGAGAACAUUGACAAGAUCCUUCCCAUCAUGUUUGGUAGCCUGUACAGAAUCUCCAAGGAGCACUGGAAUCCUACAAUUGUAGCGCUGGUCUACAAUGUGCUGAAGACGCUGAUGGAGAUGAACAGCACGCUGUUUGAUGAAUUGACAUCCUCCUACAAGGCAGACAGGCAACGGGAGAAGAAGAAGGAGCAGGAGAGGGAGGAGCUGUGGAAGAAGCUGGAGGAGCUGAAGCUCAACGACACGGCUCUGGUACAGAACAACAGCCAUGGGCUUCAGAAUGCCCAGAACAACAACAACAACAACAACAACAACAACAAUAAUAACAGUAAUUCCCAUGACAACCAAGACAAGAGCACAGCUGUUGGCGUCUCCACAGACAUCCAAGAUCCUGACAUCACCACGGCAACCACUGAGAGCACCACAAGUGCCAAAUGACACAGGAUUUAACCUUCCUAUUCCAUAACGGUUUGAAACCGUGAAAGGACUGUCAGGGACGGGUGGGGACUGGGAGUGGAAUAAAUAGGUGGUAAAAACACAAGUUACACCUCAUCAGUAUAUUACAUCUAUUUAGAGUGACUUAAAAUGCCAGCAGUUCUUUGGCAGAAAGUAUAUAUUUCAACUUAAAACUAUUUUUGGAUGUUAAAGUGUGGCUGCAGUAUAUUGUUCAAUUUUUUGUCUGAUCAAAGAUUUAUCCUUUCACAUUUAGUUUCUUAACUGAAAAAAUGAUUUUUUGUGAUAUUAUAUGAAACAUGGGUGGGGAAAAAAUAAUAAUCACUUGAAAUUAAUGUUUCCGAUUGUGCUGCACUUAGAGAAGCUGAAUUGCUAUUGUAAGAUUUUGUCUAUUUUUAUGUGCUUUCCACACUGCUGCCAACACAGGGGUGCAAACCUUAAGGAAGAAGGGAGGUGCAAGCUUUAGGAGGACUGGGGUGGAUGGGACCAGACCCACGUUGACACGAAUCUCAUGUAUAUAGCAGGGAUGGGAUCAGGAAUCAAGACAAGCCACAAGACGGCCUUCUCCCAUUUCAAAUGAAUGGGAAUUGUAUGGCCCAAAAUAUUCCUGAAAAAUGUUCCUGAGGAUUCUCUAUCAGUGACUCUGGUUCGAGCUAUAGAGGGAAACCAAGUUCAGACGCUCCAUUGAAGUCCCUAGACAGUGUCAUAAUCGUGAGGUCUUUUUUGUGUUUUGGGUGUGUGUGUGUGUGUGUGUGUGUGUGUGUGUGUGUGUGUGUGUGUGUGUGUGUGUGUGUGUGUGUGUGUGUGUGUGUCCUGUCUAAAGAUCUGGUGAAAACAUGAAGCUGAAAUUAAAUAGAUGUAACAAGACCUGCAGCCAUAAGAUUUAUUUACACUAAAGUACUGAGAUGAACCAGGAGUUUCAGAGAAUGAAUGAUAUGGGAACAUAUAUAUAUAUAUAUAUAUAUAUAUAUAUAUAUACACACACCUUAUUUUUCCAGCCUGAUUAGAAUUAAUAAAAGUAGAUAAAAGAAAGAGCCAUUUAUUUUGUAUUAGUAUUGACAAGACAGAGAUUUUUGAAUGUGGUAACAUUUAGUUUUUCAGAUAAAAUAUGACAAGAUGCAGGAAAUGCUUGAGUCUUGAGCGCUUUUAUGUGUAUGUGAGAUUGGAGUCUACUUAAAGGGUAAUGCCACUCAAUUGAAGAUUUAAUUUAAGUUAUUUCUGUGCUCGAGGACAGUCUAGUCAGUGUUGGGAAUAUAACUGUUCUCUCCCAAGGCCAGAAACCAAGACUCAGACUUGUGAUGUUAUCUGGUGUUGUGGAAGGGCAGGCUGAUUCUAGACUUUAUACCUAAUGACUUUAAAUGAGUUUUAAUUUUCCAAUUACUGCCUUUGGGAGCUGAGUAGCUUAUAUUCAUUAACAUAAUUUGGACUGUUCUAGAUUAUACAAAUAACUUGGAACAAUUCUUAAAUUGAAUGGUGCUCCCUCUGAACCUGAGUAUCCGCUCUCUACUUUUUAAGUUCAUAUAUUAGGUCGAGUCUUUCUGAUGCCUUUCUUGUUGGUACACCAUUCCAAUCUCUGUGACAUACAACUGUGUGGGGAAUCUGUUUUGUAAUGGCAGACCUCAUUUAGGUUUUGAACGCCAUCAAAUAAAGUCUACUUUAUCUUUCUACUCAA